This is a messenger RNA of Branchiostoma floridae (Florida lancelet), 3964 nucleotides long. RefSeq names its product centromere/kinetochore protein zw10 homolog. The record is from RefSeq and is a predicted model, not a curated record. Lineage: Eukaryota; Metazoa; Chordata; Leptocardii; Amphioxiformes; Branchiostomatidae. Bases 143 to 2494 code for a protein of 783 amino acids. The transcript is spliced from 9 exons. Gene Ontology annotation, biological process: endoplasmic reticulum to Golgi vesicle-mediated transport; mitotic cell cycle; mitotic spindle assembly checkpoint signaling. Gene Ontology annotation, cellular component: RZZ complex; nucleus; chromosome, centromeric region.
CUACUUCCCAUCAUGCAUCACGACGUUCAAGCAAAAAUGGCGGCAUUUCACAACGAUUGAGAAUCCGGCCAGAAUUUCCACAUAUUUCUUGUAGUUUUGUGAGAGUCUCCGAAGUGACAGGAUUUUCACACAUCGACCCAAGAUGUCGUCCUUUGUCACCGAGGUUCUGGCGACUACGGGUCGUCUGGAAAAGGACGAUUUGGUGAAGAAGACGAGUAAGUUGUCUAAGCGAGUGGAGGAUAUCAAAGGUGAGAUCUACGAGACCGUCACCCAGAGGUAUGGUGACUUUGUGCCCAGUAUGAACACCACCCUCGACCUGACAGCCAGGGUCAACGGCCUGGUCACCGAGGUCGACAACCUCAACAACAAGAUACAAAAUGAGGUCCAGGCCCAGCUCAGUACCUCCACCAGUGAGUUCCAGGACCUGCAGUCCCAGCUCAGGAGGACCAACACUGUGCUGGCUGUGCUGGGCAGGCUGUAUGACAUCCAGCAGGCACUGGACUCCCACCACAACGACAUGGACAGUCAGCAGUUCAUCUCAGCUGCUGCACGCCUCACACAGAUUGAGCAGAUCAUGGAGGAACUCCAGGAAGAUGGGUACUGUGAACUGAAGAUCCUGUCAGCUUUAGGUAUAGAGCUGCGGGUCCGCAAGGAAAACCUCAUCCACACCCUGGGGGAGGCGUGGGCCCGGGCGGUCGUGUGGAACAUUCCCCGCCCCAAGGAUCUCAGCGACGAGGAUCGCCUCCUGAAGACGGAACUGCGGCUCACGACGGUCACCGCGGAUGACGCGACCCUCCCCGGCACCCCCCGCAUGACCACGUUAGUCCGCGCCAUGGCGGACAUGAACGUGCUUCGCGAGAAGAUGAAGGUGUUCGCCAGGCGGUGUCUGGAGUACGUGUUUCUGCCUCUCGUCGUGCUGCCCAACGUUAGCCCCAAAACUGUAACCAUGAUGCAGAGCGAAGCUCUUCACUUCGACAAGCAAUCCAGCGGUAAGGACGUCACCAUCGCCCCGGCGGACCUCUACCGCAAGAUCGAAACAGUCCUCCAGUAUUUCAACAAGCAUCUGCUUGGGAUUGACGUGGGGGCGCCAGACAACAGCCUGAUGAGCAUGUUUAGUGACUUCCUUUGGGAGGACCUCUCUCAGGCUGUCAUCAAGGGCUGCCUGGUUCACUCCAUCCCUCGCACCAGCCAGGAACUCGAGAGGUACAUGGAGGUCAUAUCCGCCACCGAAGAGUUCGUUUCCUCGCUAGAAAAUCUGGGCUUCCUCCACGGGGAAGACUCGGCCCUCAUGAGAUACGUCAAGGAGAUAAACGUCCAUUUCGCCAACAAGAAGUGCCAGGACAUCCUGGCCUUCGCACGCGACCUGAUGACAUCAGAGAUGCUCGACACCGUGCAGGUCGGCACCAGCGACGACGCGCCCGCUCUGCCGAACAUUCGAGAGCUGCUGGGACAACAGUCGUCAAAGAAAACAAAGAGCAAACAGGAUGAGACAACGACCGCGUCCUUCGAGGCAACGUUCGACUCCAUGCCAGAGCUGCAGUGCCCGUUCCGCCUGCCCGUGUGUAGGAUCAGCGUAACGGUGGACAAGCUAGUCAAACUGGCGUACACCACGCUGUGCGAGGCCUGCGAGGUCACCACGAGCAACCCGAGCUGUGCUGUGCAGAUGUUCUACGCAGUGAGAGACAUGUUGGAACUGUACAUGGAGGUGGUGCCGUGUUACCACGAGGAGAACCUGAAGAAGCUCCCCCAUGUGACUGCCAUCCAUUAUAACAACUGCUUCUACAUCGCACACCAUCUGCUGACACUAGGCCACCAGUUCCUGGAGCACCUGCCCAAGGCCCUGGUGAGCUCGUGUGCCACGUUUGUAGACCAGAUCCCUGUCCUGCGUGAGCUGGGGACAGAGUGCCUGCUGCAGCAGAUGCGUAUCCAGAGGGACCAGGUCCUGGAGUACCUGGUCGGGGCUCACAACUUCACUAACAUGGCCGAGGACUACAACAGGGGCAACGCAGAGAAGGCUGUCAAAAAGGUUUUGCACCAGUUGACCCACCUAAGUAAGGUCUGGCAGGAUGUUCUUCCCACCAACAUCUACUGUAAGGCUCUGGGUUCCCUGCUCAACUCUGCCAUACAGGACAUUAUAGGUAAAGUGACAGCCCUGGAAGACAUCUCUGCAGAUGAUGCAGCUCAGCUCCACUCCCUGUGUGGGAUAGUCAAAGAGAGGGCCCCUCUACUGUUCCACCCUGUUGUCAAGGAGGACACCAAAAAUAGGAAAGCUGUAGAAGCAGAGGUCCAGCUGUACGUACCACAGUGGGUCAAGUUCAGCGAGCUCAUGGUCAUGCUGGACGCCAGCCUGCAGGACAUCGCUGACCGCUGGGCUGAUGGCAAGGGUCCCCUGGGGCAUGAGUUCACGGCUAUGGAGGUACGGGGGCUGGUCAGGGCCCUGUUCCAGAACACUGACAGGAGAGCUGCAGUUCUGGCCAAGAUCAAGCAGCAGUGAUUUCUUUGAUUAUCAUUUCUACAGUACUCAGGCAGAGGAAAAUUCAACCUUGUGUUUCCGGUCAAGCCAUGUUGAUGAUGAUUUGGUUAAAAAUGACAGUCUAGCAGUUAACUAGAUGUACAUAUAGUUAACUGAAUUGCACUGUUCCACAAACAGGGCUCGAAAUCCUUUUUUCUGCAUACCUGCACUGGUGCAGGUAACAUGGGAAAUUACCUGCACCAGACAAAUUUUACCUGCACCACUCUGAAUUCAGGAAGUGUGGAUCAUACUAGUACUAAAGUUGUUCAGGAACCAUUGCUAUUUUUGCUUUUCUACUUUAUAGGUUGUAACAGUUGAUAACAAUCCAUAUACACCUACAUCAUAAGACAUGUAUGUAUAAAACCCAGUAAAUGGACCAGUGCAGGUUAGGUGCAGGUAGACAACAGAAAUACCUGCACAGCUCCAAUUUUACCUACAAUUUUAAAGUAUUUCGAUCCCUGACAAAGUAAUACAACUCAGACUGACAACUAUAUGUAUGCUGAUUUGAUUAUGUGUAUGACUUCCUCUGAGAACCCCAAAACUGAUAUGAGCGUGCAACUGCAAAGACAAAAAAGUUUGUAAAAAAAAGUAGCCCUCCAUUUGAAAUCUAAGUGGUCAGGAAGGUUGAAUAAUUGACUUUCGAGUAUGGUAUACACCGAACCUUGACACCGAACAAUAGAUUUUUCAUUUUUGAUCUUUCACCUUGUCUUUGAUUUUGAAACUGACUUUUGCAUUCUACAACUGUGAGUACCUGCUUUUGGAUAUUUUAUGGCAAUUCAUGGCUUAUAUUUCAAAUGCUCAUUUUGCGGCCGCUUUGUACAAUUAACAGUAAUCAGUAUGGUCAAAAUUUUGGUCUUAAGAAGCAGACGAAAAUGUAUUUGCUACUAUUACUAUUGUAUGUUAUUCAUAUUAUCAUCAAAUCUACAUGGUCUUAUGAAUUCAUCCAACAAGAAAACCGAAAGGCAUGAAGACUGUGAUACUAGUAUUUUCAACAUCAUAUUAUAUAGUUCAACAAUUAAUGUACAAGUAUAUCAAUAAGCAAAACAAAGAAGUACAAUGUUUAGUACCCAUCCUGACAUCAACUGUUCCAUGGCUCAAUCUGUCAAGAGUUUGUGGUCGUAACCAGGUUGAAAUUUUUAUGGUCUUAACCAGCGGUUAGCCACAAAUAGGGCUAGAGUUGGCAUAUUUUUGAUAUGAUCAAUGACAUAUACUGAAACACACUCUCGGCAUUUGUUUAUUAGACCACACAUAUAAAUGGCAGUAUGGAAUAAAACAUGAUAAAGACUACUUACAGUGUUUCAUAAUCAUAGGAUUAUCUAAGAGCACAUUGACUCAAAGAUGUCAACAGUCAUAGGUGGAACUUGUCCUAGUUAAGAUUCUGUUUCAGGCAACUACUAGUAAAAACUUUGCAUACAACACUGUAAAAUACAGUGUUAAGGCUGAAAAAUAGAC